This is a messenger RNA of Sorghum bicolor (sorghum), 1179 nucleotides long. RefSeq names its product putative deoxyribonuclease TATDN1. Lineage: Eukaryota; Viridiplantae; Streptophyta; Magnoliopsida; Poales; Poaceae. Bases 101 to 1075 code for a protein of 324 amino acids. Gene Ontology annotation, cellular component: cytosol. Gene Ontology annotation, molecular function: 3'-5'-DNA exonuclease activity. The record is from RefSeq and is a predicted model, not a curated record. The transcript is spliced from 12 exons.
UUUUUUUUUUCUCCUCUAUGUAAAAAAAAAAGAACUCGAUUGAUUUUGCCUUUUUCAGUUCCGAUUGGCUCCAUCUCCGCCCUCCUUGCGCUCCGCGGCCAUGGCGUCCACCGCCGUCAAGCUCAUCGACAUCGCAGUCAACUUCACCGAUGGCAUGUUCAAGGGCAUCUACCACGGCAAGCAGUGCCAUGCCGCUGACAUCCCGGCCGUACUCGCGCGCGCGUGGGCUGCCGGCGUCGACCGCAUCAUUGUCACCGGAGGCUCUCUGAAAGAGUCCAGGGAGGCGUUGGAGAUCGCCGAGACCGACGGGAGGCUGUUCUGCACUGUGGGCGUGCACCCGACGAGAUGCGGGGAGUUCGAGGAGAGUGGAGACCCCGAGGGUCAUUUUCAGGCACUGCUGGCUCUAGCGAAGGAGGGGAUAGAGAAAGGCAAGGUCGUCGCCGUUGGUGAAUGUGGUUUGGAUUAUGACAGACUUCACUUCUGUCCGGCAGAUGUGCAAAAGAAGUACUUCGAGAAACAAUUUGAGUUGGCGGAAGCAGUAAAACUGCCAAUGUUUCUUCACAUGCGUGCUGCUGGUGAAGACUUCUGUGAAAUCAUGACACGAAAUUUGCACAGAUUCCCUGGUGGGGUUACACAUUCCUUCACUGACUCGGCAGAAGAUCGGGACAGGCUACUUUCUUUUGAGAAGAUGUUUAUAGGUGUUAAUGGCUGCUCUCUGAAAACUAACGAAAAUCUUGAGGUUCUACGAGGCAUUCCUGUUGAGAGGUUGAUGAUAGAGACAGAUUCUCCAUAUUGUGACAUAAGAAAUACUCAUGCUGGAAGCCAGUAUGUGAAAUCUGUCUGGCCAUCCAAGAAGAAAGAAAAGUACGAGCCAGAUUCAACAGUAAAAGGUCGGAAUGAGCCUUGUUUAGUCAGGCAAGUUCUUGAGGUAGUGGCUGGAUGCAAAGGAAUUUCUGACAUAGAAGGCCUUAGUAGAACUCUGUACCACAACACAUGCAGACUCUUCUUUCCUCAGGAUCUUGAUGCAUCUGGCGGUGCACAGCUUGAGAGUGGUACUGCCGUCCAAGAUAGCUGAUGACAGUGAUUUUUUUAAAAAUGUUCCCUUUUGAUUAACGUUUGGUUUCAUGCUUUCAUGUUACAACUUCCAAUAUGCCUAUGAAAUAUUUUUGGUCUGCUAUA